UCGAAGCUAUCGACUAUAGACGAUAAAAGUCUGCAAGAACCUGUUUGUGAAGCAUAAACCCUAAACCCUACGUCAAGCCCGACAAUACUCGAAGCCGCUGCAUACCGGAGAAAAUGGCCCUGAAUUCGGUGGUUCGCAGACUUUGCUCAUCGGUGGUUCCUCUUGCUGUGCAAGCGGUCGGGUCUCCGAGAACCUACCACCGUGCAAUUUCCGCUGUUCUCAGCAUUAAUAAGGGCAGUCUUGGCCGCGAGGUCUGUCGGCGAGACUUUGUCCAAUUUCUAGAAUUCUCUACUGCCAGCGCCAAAAAACCAAGCUCCGAGGAGAGGUUGCUUCGAGUUCUUGAAUCGGAGAUUGAAUGCACCAACGAUGAGGAGCCGGAGGAUAUCCCUGAUGAUUUCCCUUUUGAAAUUGAAGACCAUCCCGGAGAAAGAACUAUACUGCUAAAAAGAAAUUAUGAAGGUGAAAUCGUAACAGUUGAAGUUGACAUGCUUACUGAGACCGAUGGUGGUGGUGACAAUGAUGCUGAGGACCCAGCUAGUAUUCCAUUGGUUGUGAGUAUUUCAAAAGGAGAUGAUAUCUGUCUGGAAAUUGGCAUCACUGCUUUCGUCGAUGAGAUCACAAUUGACAGUUUGUCGGUUAAACAGCCAGAACAUUCUGAAGACGAGCUUGCGUAUGAAGGGCCUGAUUUCAGUGAUUUGGAUGAGAAGUUGCAGAAGGAAGUACACAGUUAUCUUGAGGUCAGAGGGAUCAAACCCAGCACAACCAACUACUUGUUUUCACACAUGCAGAAUAAAGAUGGCAGAGAGUAUAGGCAAUGGUUGAAAAACCUCAAGAAUUUCAUUGAAAAGUGAUUUUACUGUCAUGCUGUUGUGAUUUGACAAAUGGAUGUUGGAGACUUGAAGUUGGAUUUUUCUACUGAAUUGGCAUACUGUUCAUGUGUUUUUAUUUUAUUAUUAGGUUUAAACUUGUAUCAGGCAUGGGGAGAUAUGAGAAGAUAACUAGGUUCUCUAUUUCCAUUUUCCAGAACAGUCUACAUAUCCAGCCACUUAAUUUUUUGAA
Messenger RNA from Tripterygium wilfordii, 1059 nucleotides. RefSeq lists its product as uncharacterized. The record is from RefSeq and is a predicted model, not a curated record. Bases 114 to 851 code for a protein of 245 amino acids. NCBI's taxonomy places the organism in Eukaryota, Viridiplantae, Streptophyta, Magnoliopsida, Celastrales, Celastraceae. The transcript has 3 exons. Gene Ontology annotation, cellular component: mitochondrial matrix.